CUCUCCCCGCCUUGGGUGGUGGCCGCUGCCUCGUCCCCGCUGCCAGGCACAGGGCGGAGGCGGCCGCGGCCCGGUGCGCAGACCGCCGCCGGCUCCCUUCUCGCGCGGCGCUGCCCGCUCCGCUCCGCCCCGCCGCGCCCCGAGCAGCCCCCGCGGCGCCGCAGCCCCGAUGCAGGCCAUCAAGUGUGUGGUGGUGGGCGACGGUGCUGUAGGUAAAACAUGCCUACUCAUCAGUUACACAACCAAUGCAUUCCCUGGAGAAUAUAUACCCACUGUUUUUGACAACUACUCUGCUAAUGUAAUGGUUGAUGGAAAACCAGUCAAUCUGGGUUUGUGGGAUACAGCUGGCCAAGAGGACUAUGACAGGCUACGUCCACUAUCCUAUCCACAAACAGAUGUGUUUUUAAUCUGCUUUUCCCUCGUGAGCCCUGCGUCCUUUGAAAAUGUCCGUGCUAAGUGGUAUCCCGAGGUGCGGCACCAUUGCCCCAACACCCCCAUCAUUUUAGUGGGUACCAAACUUGAUCUCCGAGAUGAUAAAGACACUAUUGAAAAACUGAAGGAGAAGAAGCUGACUCCCAUCACCUACCCACAGGGCCUUGCCAUGGCAAAAGAGAUUGGUGCAGUGAAAUACCUAGAAUGCUCAGCACUUACACAGCGAGGCCUCAAGACAGUGUUCGAUGAAGCUAUUCGAGCAGUUCUUUGCCCCCCUCCUGUAAAGAAGAGGAAGAGAAAAUGCCUGCUGCUGUAAGAGCCGCCCUCCCCCACCCCCGCCGAACCCCGUGUGCUUUGCUCGGAACAAUGGAGCAUUCACAUCCAAUGCCAAGUUCUUCUGUUAUGAAUUAGUUCUCUUCCGUAAAAUUUUUGAACCAAUCAACAAUUUCAUGGUUUCAUUUGUUUAAAGUAUGAAAGUUAAUUUUCAUUCUACUAAAAGCAAAAUCCUAAAAAGACAAACCUAUGUAAAGCCUUAUUUUUAAAAUCCUCUUCUUGCUCAAUUAAGUGUUGCCAAACUAUCUGCUGAACUAAGUUGCGUUGUUGUGCUAUAAACACUAAGCACUAAACUUUUUUAAAGAUUCCUCUUGAAGAUGACUCUAAUUUGUGUUAGGAAAUGCAAAAACACUUUAUAGUUUUUCACAGUAAGUAACAGUACAGUAUAAUUAGCAAAACAUUGCAGUCUAAUGUGUUUUAUUAAAUGUUUUCUCAACCUGCGGUCAUUGCCUACUGUUGUAUAUCAAACCUAGAUCAUUGACAAUGACUGACAACCUUGAGUCACAGUGUAAAAUGCUUUAUCAUUGGUAAGGGCUUGGUUGCAAUUUAGUUCUUGUUGCUGUGAUUUAAAAAAAAUAAAUAAAUAACUAUUCUUACUGAAGUGUAUCUACUCCUUUUGACAGCAUUGUAUUGUGUAAGUGAAACAUGGGGUUCAAUCAGAUGAUAGUGCCAGACAGUGUUUUGACACUGCACAGAUCAAUUCACACUACACUGUCAGGGUAGUUCAAAAUGAAUUGACUUUUUAUUACAGGUUAAAAAUUGGUGAAUGCUUUCCCAGACCUGCUGUAGUGGAAGAGAGGUUGAUGUUCAUAGGUAAAUUCCUUUAAAUUUCAAGUAGGGCAUUCAUUUAGUUACAAUUCUGAACCAGUCAUUCCCACAACUGUUGCAUAGUAAAUGCUUUUCUUGUAGAAUUUCUUCUUACUGAAUAAUAUAGCUUGCAUUUUAAAACCUUUCAUGAUAGAAUUCUGCUUUUUUGUAGAUUAGAAUUUUCAAGCAUAUCCUUAUUUUUGUGUUACUUCUGACCCAGUAAGUUAUAUGCUUUCUGAGGAGCUUUUAGUCUACUAACUAGGUGUAAAAAUCAUGUGAAGCACCUUUACAAGUUUUAGUAAUUUUUAUAUUUUAGACCUCUAUAAACUAUGAACCUUCCCAACUAUCACUAUUUGCCAGAUAUCCCAUACUGUAACAUUACUAAUGCAGACAAGUGUUCUUUGUCACCUACAUGUACAUGUGCAUCAUAGAUUGAGUAACGGUAACGUGGGUCUGUGAGGUUCUGUAAGUUAGUGCUAAUGUUCUGUACAUCCUAAACACUGGCAGGAAUACGAUGUUGAACUACACCCUUUCAACCACUAAAGCAAAACUUAAAAAUGGAGUUGCAAAAUUGUGAAGUUUUUACAUUGAUCUUUUGCUAAUGCAAUUAGCAGUAUGUUUUGCAUGUAAGACUUAAUAAAUCCUUGAAUCAA
Rhea pennata is the source of this 2225-nucleotide messenger RNA. It is a transcript of the gene RAC1, whose product is annotated as Rac family small GTPase 1. Gene Ontology annotation, cellular component: cytoskeleton; dendritic spine; cytoplasmic vesicle. Lineage: Eukaryota; Metazoa; Chordata; Aves; Rheiformes; Rheidae. The coding region runs from base 170 to 748 and encodes 192 amino acids. Gene Ontology annotation, molecular function: GTP binding; GTPase activity; protein kinase binding. Gene Ontology annotation, biological process: establishment or maintenance of cell polarity; small GTPase-mediated signal transduction; motor neuron axon guidance. The record is from RefSeq and is a predicted model, not a curated record. The transcript has 6 exons.